AUGGUCCAGAAGGGAGCCAAAAAUAAUAAAUCGGUACAUUCGGAACUCUGGUUCAACCCACACAUCUCGGAGAGAUCGACGGCCUUCGAGUUUAUCUCCAGGAAAGAGAACGACACGUUCUGGGAUGAAAUCUUACCAAAAGCCCCCCAGGCCUAUCGCAUGCGCGGGGAACUUGUGAUGAUGGAACGGAUUCUUCCAUUACCGAAAGUCGUAGGCAAGGCAUUGAUCUCGCAGUUUUGCGCUCUCGAUAAGACCGAAAUUGAAACCUCCUCAAUCACCCUCAAAACAAGCACUGUCUAG
Penicillium hordei is the source of this 300-nucleotide messenger RNA. RefSeq lists its product as uncharacterized. The transcript has a single exon. NCBI's taxonomy places the organism in Eukaryota, Fungi, Ascomycota, Eurotiomycetes, Eurotiales, Aspergillaceae. The coding region runs from base 1 to 300 and encodes 99 amino acids. The record is from RefSeq and is a predicted model, not a curated record.